UGGACUUCCAAAUUCCGCAAAGCGGCAAUCGCUAGUAUCAUCCUAAUGGAAUUUAUUCUCGUCACGGGAGAAUACGUGUCAAAGUAAUCAUGGCCCUCGCGUUGCUUGUAUCCCUUGAUUACAAAUCUGGCCUUAUACUUAUCAAUGGAACCGUCUGGUUUCAUUUUACGUUUAAAAAUCCACUUGGAUCCCAAAGGUUUACAUCCCGGAGGGAGAUCAACCAAUUCCCACGUGUGAUUUUUUAGGAUAGAGUCCACCUCACUUUUGAUGGCUUCUUUCCACAUCGGUCCUUCGGUAGACGUUACGGCUUCCGUAUAAGUCCGUGGCUCAUUUUCUACCAAACAUGUUAGAAAAUCCGGUUCAUUUUCUACCAUACAAGUUAGAAUAUUCGAAUCGAAUUCUACCAGGUAUGUGAGAAAAUCCGGUCCGAAGGAUUUUUCUACUCUAGCAUGUUUGCUACGUCGGGGUUCGGGUUCUUCACUCGAUCCCUCGCUAGUAUUUUCCAUAGCUACGUCAAAUGUUCGUUUUGACGUGCUAGGUCCUUCGUUGGACUUACAUGGAAAUACAUCUUCAAAGAAUGAGGCAUUCCUUGAUUCAAUUAUAGUGUUUUCAUGUACAUCCGGAUUAUUCGAAUCGUACACUAAAAACCGAUAAGCACUACUAUUUUGUGCAUAUCCAAUAAAAAUACAAUCCACCAUUUUUGGACCUAUUUUUAUUUUCUUAGGUGUUGGUACAAGCACUUUUUCCAAACACCCCCACACUUUUAAAUAUUGAUAGGAAGGCCGUCUGCCUUUCCACAACUCGUACGGAGUUUUAUCAUAUUUUUUCCGGGGAACCUUAUUUAAAAGGUAAUUGCUUGACAAGACUGCUUCGCCCCACAUAUUUUGUGACAAGCCCGAACUUACUAGCAUCGCGUUCAUCAUAUCUUUCAAUGUGCGAUUCUUUCGUUCGGCAACACCAUUUGAUUGAGGUGAAUAGGGUGCGGUACGUUCAUGUACUAUACCCACGCUCGCGCAAAAGUCACCAAUUGGUGCUUCAUACUCACCACCUCGAUCACUUCUAACCAUUUUAAUCCGUCGAUUAAGUUGGUUUUCCACUUCAUUCUUAUAAAGAAUGAAUUUAUCGAUUGCUUCGUGUUUAUUUUUUAAUAAAUAAACAUAGCUAUAGCGAGUGCUAUCAUCGAUUAAAGUAAUAAAAUAUUUAUUACCGCCACGUGUUUGUAUUGAUUUAAAAUCACAAACGUCACUAUGAAUUAAUUCAAGUGGCUCCGUUUUUCUUUCAACUGAUUUGAAAGACGUUUUCGCUAGUUUUGCCUCUACACAAACUCCACAUUUGUGAUUCACAUCAAUUGUGAAUUUAGGAGUGUGUUCCAUGUUAAUUAAUCUACGUAUAGAAUUAAAAUUAACAUGUCCUAGUCUACCAUGCCACACAUUGGAAGACUCAAGCAAGUAAGCAGAAGAGAUUUUAUUAUUAUUAAUAAUAAUAGUUGAUAGAGUAUAUCUAGAGAGAAGUGAGAGCUAGAGAGAGAAGUGCAAUAAUAUGCUUCAAUAGAAUGAAUUUGUAACCCCUAUAACUACUCCCAAGGGGAGUAUUUAUAGAGAAAAUACGGGCUGGGCUCCCAAGGCUUGGGCUUGGGAGGCCCAUUUACAACUGGACCGCUACUGGGCCGAAUACAAAGCCACUAAUGGGCUGUACAAAGAAGUAAGUGUAGAAUCCGGUUCUGUGGAGUCUUUGUGGCCGACGAGGGCGUGGCCGACGAGGGCACGGCCGACGAGGGCGCGGCCGACGAGGGCACCCGGGUUCCUUGGCUUCAGGACCAUAAUCUGAGUUGGCACCUUUUCGGCCGACGGGGGCGUCUUGGCCGACGAGGGCGCCACUCUGUGUCUUGUGCUUUCUGUUCUUCCGAGUAUGUGGGUCCGGGGGCUCAGGCCCAUAUACUCCAUCAGGAGUCCCCCACUCUCUAAGCUGAGACGUAGACGAAGUGAAGGAGAGUAGAUUCCCGUGCUUUAGUGCUUUUGUCCGAUGCGGGCGUUCCCAGGCCGUCAGCUGUUGCGGCGUUGGUGUUGUUUCCAUUUUGGUGAUCCUGUUCUGUGCCUUGGCCGUUACCUGCUCCUCGCUGUGGGCGGGGAGGCCGUUGUUUCCUUGAUGUGUUCGUUUGGGGACGACAAGUGUCCUGCUUCAAUGGUGGCCGUUGAAGGCACGCUUUCCCUUUCCUGGAUGUUGAUGGUUGAAGUUUAUGUUUGGGCCGAUGAGGCCACUGAGAUUGAACCUUGCUUUGAGGACGAUGGCGUCCUUGCUUUGAGGACGAUGGCGUCCUUUCCUUUGGGUGGCCGAUGAGGGUGUUUGCGCACUCCUUUUGGCCGUCGCUGAUGACGUCGUGUGCCUUUGGUCGACGAGGCGCAGUGUGAUACAUGGCCGAUGUGACCAUGCGUUGUUGGUUACAGUCAUGUUCUUUGUAUUGUUGAGGCCGGUGUAGUCCCCCAGUCCCCCACUGCUUCAGGCCGAAGAGUGUGAGGGGUGAAGGAGUUGCUUGAGUCCCUGGCCAAAGCGGCCUCUCCGUAGUCCCCCUGAAUCCAACCCUCAUGGCGAUUUUCUGGCCAAGGUAACCCUGUGGGAGAACCCUUGUGCGUAGAUCGCUUGUAGAGAGUUAUCAUUAAGGGUCAUUACGAGGAGCCGAUGGCUGUGGGUUCUUGGUUCCUUUGGUUCUGUGGCCGUUAUGGGCGUUCAUUACGUUCCUGGACGUUGUCGUCUCCUUAUUGUUGGCGUUUGUGAACCUGGCAAGCAAAUAGGACGUUGUGGGCGCUUGCUGGCACUCGUGAAGCCGGCAAGUGUAUAGGCCGUAGAGUCUGUUUUGCCAGUGGGCUGUUGACAUGUAGCUUGGCCCGUUGGUGAAGUGGUGGCCUCCCAUUGGUGGCCGUUGAUGUGGCCAUUGGGAGGGUGCCACGUGUAGUGACCGUUGGGUGGGGGGGUUCUAUAAAUACCCCUCCCCCUCCGACCAAAAAUCUCAUUUGCAUUCUGAAUUGUCGAAGUGCUGGCCAAUUUUCUAGAGAGAUAAACUCCCAAGCUUGUUCUUCGUGUUCUUCGUGUUCAAGGUUAGUGUUCAUCGCAAUCUUCUGCACUUUUCAUACUUUGCUUCCUAGGCUAGUGAUCUAGUGUUAGGCGUUUGAACACCCUUAGAUCCUAAGUUAUUCUCCUUAGGCUCGUAGUAGUAGUUAUGGUGAAGAGUUUGAACGAAGACUACUAUCCGUACGACGACCAACCCUCCACUAGGUCACUCGACUAUGAGGUGCUCGAGGAGUUCGAGGAGGAGAUACAACACUUAAGUCCCUACAAAUCCGAAGAGCCGGUGGACGAGGAAGUCGAGGACGAGGAGUCCGCCUCGUCUUCAAAAGGUGAGGACGCAGCUGCGUCCCGAGUGGUGGACGGGGCGUCCACUUCAGCUGUUAUUCCGUGCCCGAGGCCGGUGUCCGCCGUUAAGGGAGCCGAUAAGCCGAAGAGAGUGAGGAGGCCGAAGAGUGGGCCGGGCAUCUCCUACCUGGAUCUCACCAACAUCUUCCUGAUUAAGCCGGAGAGCAGCGCGGCCGACUACCUUGUUGCCCAGAUGUACGUGGGGCCGUUCGGGCGGGUUAGGGCACCCAGGCCGACGGACCAUGUUCUUCUUCCGCCACCGGGAUACUUUGGAGUAUACCCGAUGAGUUUCGCUAAGGGGUUGAGGUUUCCCCUUCAUCCCUUCAUUACUGAAUACCUUGACAUGGUGGGGCUCCCUCCGGCCUUGCUGACGCCGAACAACUAUUCACUGAUGGUAGGGUUUUUGCUCCGCUGUGAGGAGUUGGGCUACAGGCCGACGACAGCCCUUUUCAUGAAUCUGUAUCAGAUCGGCUGAGGAAGCCACAAAAACUGUGCAGCCUAUGCUACUCUUCAACAACUGCCGAAGAAGAGGAGCUUCACGGACUUGCCUACGUCCAUUCAUGGGUGGAAGAGCAAGUUCGUUUUUGUGUCCCUUGGUGAGAGUGGCACAGAGUUUCCCUCCCUCGGCCAUACCGGGAGGUUUAAUCUGCAUGACCCGCCGAAGAGCUCUAUCUUGGACGCUCAGGUGGAGGCUUUCCUGGAAGGGGGGCCGAGGAGCGUGAAGGAUUAUAUCACUGAAUACAAGAUGACCGCCCUCGGCUUCUUGAGAUACCAUGUGUAUGGGGAUAAGGAGGAUGACCUCCAACUCUGGCCGAGGAUGACCACCACCUUCGAAGAGGCCGACGGCCCGGACUUGGGCAUUCCUGCUGAGGCCGAUGGUAAUUAUUUCUUCGGCUUUCUUCCUUUAUGAUUUGUUCUUUUGCCUUGCUAAUCUGUUGUUUUUCCUUUGUAGAUUUUGUCAUGGAUCGUCGUUCCAUAAUGGCUAUUGCUAAGGCCAAAGCGGCCGAGGAGUUGGCUGCUAAGGCGGCCGAGGCGGCCAGACGUGCCGCGGCCGAGGGAAGCGGGGCUACUGCUGGUGCGGCCCCAAAGCCUGCCCAAUCGAAGAAGAAGAGGCCGGCCACUGACGGCCAGAAAAAAUUGACUGAGGCCGGCCUGAACGUCGCCAAGAAGACGAAGAGGGCACCGUCUCCUUCCCCUGCUACCGAGGCCGGUACUCUGACUGUCCCGAGCAUGGACGAUAGUGGUCCCCUCGUGGACCUUACUGCUGCUCCAAGUGAUGCCGCCCAAUCGCUCCCUAUCGUCCAGGAGCCACGGACAAAGAGGGCUGGCAAGGAGAUCGCCGCUGCCAUCUACCAGAAGGUGGUGGAAUACCCCGUCGGCGGGGGUGUGUUUGACGAUGCCGUCCUCGGCCAUGAUGUGCUGGCCCAGGCCAUGCCGGCCAAAGAUCGGGCUUACCUUAAGAAGCUCGGGGACGUGAAGGUGUACGAGGGCGGCAUGGACCUCCUCGUCCAAAGUGCCUUUAUGCUCAUGGAGAGCCACAAGAGGCAAUACCGGGAGAUAGCUCGUUUGAAAGAGCUGGAGCAGAAGGCUGCCUCGGCCGAUGAGGCGGUAGCUUGCCUGGAUCGGCUCCGGGAGGAUGCCAAGGCGUUGCAACAAAAGGCCGACGAGGCCGCCGCAGCCAGGGACGAUGCCCUGGCCAAACUCGAAGAGAGCCAAAGGGCGCUGGAGGCCGAGUGGCGCAAGAACGAGGAGGCCGUGAAGGCGAGAGCUGAGGCCGAGGCUGCCGCAGUGAAGGCUGCUGAUAAGGCCGUUGAGCAAUUCCUGGCCGAAGGGUGGAAGGCCGAUGAGAGGCUCCCCUGGUGCUAUGAAGUGGUGGCCGCCAGGCUUGAAAAUUGGGGGAUGAACUCCCCCGCCGGCCAGGAGUAUUUCAGUAGGGAGAUGGCCGUUUACUAUAACAUGGGCCAGGAGCGGAUGCAGAGGCUCCUGUGUCGGCGGCUGUCUCGUGCUCUGAAGGCCAUGAAUUACACAUCCGGGUGGGCUAGACGGAACUUGAAGCUGCCAAAGCUGAUGAAAGAUCCAGAAGAGCAGGCCAAGCUUCCUCUGUCGGAGAGGGAGUCCCCCAUUGAGAGUUCCGGCCUCGGCGAGCCGGAUUACACAGAGUUCGAUUUCCUGGACGAUGCCACCAGUGCUGCAGCUGCCGCCGGCCAAGAGACUGAGGCCAAGGAGGGAACCGACGACGUCGAGGAGCCAGCCGGUAAUGGAGGUGCUCAAGAAGCUUGAUCGGCUAUUCCCCGCUCCCUUGUAAUUAGUUUUUCCUUUUUGCCA
Cuscuta europaea is the source of this 5733-nucleotide messenger RNA. Lineage: Eukaryota; Viridiplantae; Streptophyta; Magnoliopsida; Solanales; Convolvulaceae. The record is from the annotation of a GenBank genome assembly.